UGCAUGAGUAACACCUCGAUUGGGCUUAGUUCCUGGAUCUCGCGAGGACGCUGUAGGAAGAGGUUCUAGCGUGCACGUACCUUCAAAGUAGUCUACACAUUGAGAAUAUUUAUAAUUUACAUAAAGAAAAAUAUUAUGAGCAAAACGUGGAGUUUCCUGAUUUUUCUGGUAAAACUAAACUUUUCACAAGCUGUCCUCUCCACCGAGCUGGUUGUAAGGAUUACAGGAGGCCCCCUUGUAGCACAGCUAUUGGCUCAGGAAAGUGGACAUUACUACAAAGGUCCUGUCAAUGGUUUUUCCGAUACAUAUAUCCUAAUACCCUUGGAAAAUGUACAUGAAAGUCAAAAGAGGGGGUUACAACCGAAUAAAUUAAUUGACGAUGAGAGGGUGCUUUGGGCGGAAGAACAGCAUACCAAGGUACGACAAAAAAGAGAUUUUACCACGAUAGACCCCUCGGAUAUCCCUAAACUCAGAGUCAAAAGGUAUGAAACAAUAAAAAAGGUCUUUAAGAGACCUGUGAUACCUCCAGCUGUUGACAAAACUUUCAACGACGAACUUUGGAGCCAGCAGUGGUACUUGCGUGAUACAAGGACUAGAUACGACUUACCAAAGCUAGAUCUGAACGUUCUCCCUGUGUACAAUGCUGGUAUAACUGGACAGGGCGUUAGAAUCUCAAUUUUGGAUGAUGGGUUAGAAUACACUCAUGACGACUUAAGAAACAACUACGAUCCAGAGAUCAGCUGGGACUGCAACGAAGACGAUGAUGACCCCCUGCCCAGGUAUGAAGUGACUAAAUCUAACAGCCAUGGAACAAGAUGCGCUGGCGAAGUUGCCAUGUCGGCGAAUAAUGGGAAAUGUGGAGUUGGCAUUGCUUUCAACUCUAAAAUUGGAGCUGUCAAAAUGUUGGAUGGAUUAGUAACUGAUAGGAUAGAAGGAACAGCUUUAGGGUACGCCCAGCACUUGGUAGACAUCUACAGUGCUUCUUGGGGACCCAGUGAUGAUGGCAAAACUGUGGAUGGUCCUGGAAGAUUGGCCAAAGAAGCGUUAGAAAGAGGUGUCACUGAAGGUCGCGAUGGCAAAGGAUCAAUUUAUGUUUGGGCGUCAGGAAAUGGUGGGAUAAAGAAUGACAACUGCAACUGUGAUGGUUAUUUGGCCAGUCCAUACACCAUCUCCAUAGGCAGUGCCUCCCAAAGAGGAGAGUUUCCAUGGUAUGGAGAGGCUUGCGCUUCCACGCUAGCUGUGACUUAUUCUUCAGGAGCUUACAAAGACCAAAUGAUUGCAACAACUGAUUUGAAUAACGGCUGCACGAUAAAGCAUACUGGGACCUCAGCAUCGGCACCAUUAGCUGCUGGAAUCAUUGCUUUGGCCCUUGAAGCAAACCCGAAUUUAACGUGGAGAGAUGUCCAACACCUCAUUGUUUGGACAUCUGAGCUAGCUCCUGUCGCAGACAACCCAGGAUGGCAACAGAACGCAGCUGGACUUUGGUUCAACAACAGAUUUGGAUUUGGUCUGAUGAAUGCAUUCGGUCUAGUGGGAGCUGCAACCAACUGGACCACUGUGCCAGCAAGAAGGACCUGCGAAAUUCAAGCCAUUUUCAAGAAAAAAUCCGCCAUCUUGACGUUUGGUGAACCAGUGAAAAUAGGGAUACCUACAAGUGGCUGUAAGGGUACCCAGGAUGAAAUACGGUAUCUGGAACACGUGGAAUUAAAGACAAAUAUCAACUACACGGUGAGAGGAGCUCUUCAGGUGCAUUUAACAUCUCCAUCAGGGACGGAAGUGCAAUUAUUAGCUCCAAGAAAGUUGGACGAGAGUGACCAGGGGUUCGUAAAUUGGACAUUCAUGUCGGUAAUGACUUGGGGGGAGGUUGCUGAAGGCACUUGGACUUUAACCGUAUCAGAUGCAGCGGGACCUAGUGACAACUUUGGUAAUGUCGGUUCCACGACGCUUAUUCUUUACGGAACGAAGCAGCUGCCUCACCAUAUGAAGGAGGGUCCUAGAAAUUACAACCACAACUACAACAGGAUACACAACAGGGUCGGCACCUCACAUUCUCAGACUGGCUCAAGCGCGUAUUAUGAUGAUAAUGCACUGGAUCACGAUGGCUUUGCUAAAAGGGAAUUCUCGGAUGAUGGUUUGGAAUAUUUCCCUCGAAGCUUUUAUUUGUAUUGAAAACUUACUUAUUGUACAUAUGUAGGAAUUGCGGGAAUAUAAGUAUGAAAUAAU
Messenger RNA from Anoplophora glabripennis (Asian longhorned beetle), 2223 nucleotides. RefSeq names its product neuroendocrine convertase 1-like. Gene Ontology annotation, biological process: protein processing. Lineage: Eukaryota; Metazoa; Arthropoda; Insecta; Coleoptera; Cerambycidae. The transcript is spliced from 13 exons. Gene Ontology annotation, molecular function: serine-type endopeptidase activity. The record is from RefSeq and is a predicted model, not a curated record. Gene Ontology annotation, cellular component: Golgi membrane; trans-Golgi network. The coding region runs from base 136 to 2169 and encodes 677 amino acids.